GUCGGUUGGGUGACGACGGUAACUCGUGGUGGGGCACACCGCGACGCGUCUCCCAAUUAAUCACAUGUACAAAGUUGUAGUACCUGCCGUCAAAGACAUGUCAUGUCGCAACAAAUCGCAAUAUUCCACGACAUGAAGGUGUUUCUGUGAUAAGGUCAUCGUUAUUGCGGCGAUCAACAGAACCGGGCUUGCAAAAUGUCUUCCGUCGAAGGAGAUCACAAUACAAACGACACCAGUGUGAAUCUCGGUGAUCAUGAUCAUGUCGGCGACAAAGACAAACUCGGCGCUCUCCUGGAUGACAUCGAGGCAGCUUCCAAAGUGCCCUCCAAACGCCGUCAAACCAGCAUAAAGCCCACCGUCGAAAGCUUGACCUCGGUGCUCUACGACAGGGGUGCGUUGCCCGAUGAGCUCGCCCGUCUGGUUGACCUGGUCACUCUCACCAACCAUCUGGACCAAGCAUCCAAGGGCGCCAUCAUCAAAAACCUGUAUCCAGUGGGCAAGCUGAACAGCGAGUCCGUCCUGAAAGUGGUUUGUGCCUUGGGCCAUGGCCAGCUCAAGCCCUCCUUUCCGAUCCAGACUCUUCUUCUCAAAUGGCUGAUUAUGGUCUACCACUUGCUUCAAGACACCAGCAUAUUGUCCCAGACUUAUGGUGUCCUUUUCAACCUCCUCGACACUGCCGCCAUCAGGCCGCAAUUAUGUCAUGUCUUGGCCCUCAUCACGCGACGAAAACACGUCAAGCCUUUCAGGAUACAGACUAUUCUGGCCUUGUCCCGGCAGACGGGCAACGAUCCGAAUUUGACAGGCCUCCUCCGAGUUUUCAAAAACUACUAUCCGGAAAUUAUUGUCGGCGAUGCUGCCAACGGUCGCGCAGCUACCUUCAAGCAUCCUGACCCGCAAUGGCGAGCAAGAUUAGAUGAGAUCCAGCAGCAACAAACUGAAGCUGUCCAAGAUGGCACAGUCAGGAAUGGCUUCGCUGUCAGGUCUGCGUUUGGCCGCCAACAAAGGGGGGCAAAGGGCAUCCUUAUUCCGGCUGUGCAUACCCUGCAUGCUCAAGAAAACUCUGUCACUCUUGAAGAGGUCAAUAGUCCAAAGUCCCUGGCUGAGAACCUGGAAAAGAUUGAGUUGCCGACGCAGCUCAUAGCAGUGUUAGCAGACCCCCUCCUCCAGAAACUUCUGGUCCUCCGGCCAGAUGCCGAAGGUUUAUCGCGGGUGAAUAAUUGGGUAACAGCGUGCCUGGACGAUGUUCGAAGUGGAGAUGCCGACCCAAGUCUGCUACUUGACAUGGUAGACAUCAUUCAUGACUAUGCUGCCAGCACAAAGACACUACCACCUCUCCUCAUCAAUUUUUUCCGAGAGUUUCUGCAGGUCUGGGACGGCAGAGACAAAAGAGAAAUAGUCGUAGAGACUCUGAGCUUCCUCCCACUAAUGAACUUUAAAGAGCUCUACCAGAUCCUCCUCCAGCCCUUCGAAUCCGUUCUCCUCGACAAUACCUCCGAAUCCCAACUUUCCCUCCUAACUUUUUACACCUCCCUCCUCCGACAAUGGACCCUCACCAUGCUCUCCUCUGACUCAACCACCCUAUCCUCCUCCCCGGCCCCUCAGUCCAUCCCAGCCCUCAUAGCCCACGUCAACACUCUCUCCCUAACCAUCGCCCAAACCUCGCCCACGGUACCCACCCACCUCCUCAUCCUCGACUUCUACACCCUCGUCGCCACCCGCAUCUUCUCCUCCCCUUCCCUCCUCAAGCACAUCCCCAUCACCAUCCCGCCUUCCUUGCUAAUUUACACCCUCCACUUCUCCCACUCGCUCGAAGUCGUCUCCCGACUCUGCGGCAUCCUAGCGACCUACAAGCGCGCGUGGGAAUCCGUCAUGGUUUCCACCUCCCCGUCCGCUCGCCCCUUGUUUGCAGAGGAAAGACAGCAAAUCACCACCUUCAAUGCCUUCCUGAUGGAUCUGUGCAAUGUCCUCUGGCGAGGCCGGGCGUUCGCCGUCAGCGAUGCCAACGCCAAGGGAUGUCUUGUGCCUAGAACGCUGGAAGCGGCGCUGAGGGGGUACCUCAAGAAGGUGGAGCCCGAUGGGGAGCUGGUUCUCGGAUCCGUGUUUGGAUUAAGUCACAGUCCGGUGUUAUGUUUGCAGAGCAUUUCGUUCCUGAGGGAGUUGGAGGAUCGAGAGUUGGAAGGGGAGAUGGAUAUUAGUGAUCGCGGAUUGAGGGCGAGACAUGCAGGGCCGGUUACACAGCAGAGUCUGGCGGCGCUGGCAGGGAAGGGAGGGUUGGAGAUUAGUUGGCAGGAGUAUAGGGCGGGGGUGUUGAGGUAUUUGGAGGAGAGAGGGUUUAAGGGGGUGCCAGAGUUGAUGUAUAACACGAUGAAGAACUUGAUGAAGGGGAGGCAGUAGUUGUGUUGACUGUCGUCAGUGGAGGAUGUUGGCAGAGGUGGCAGCAAAGGAGGGAAGAAUACUGCAGGGUGGUCGAUUUACUCUGUUGGGGAUAUCC
Molecule: messenger RNA, 2491 nt
Organism: Neurospora hispaniola
Lineage: Eukaryota; Fungi; Ascomycota; Sordariomycetes; Sordariales; Sordariaceae
Product: Mis6-domain-containing protein
Exons: 5
Coding region: 196-2394 (732 amino acids)
Biological process (GO): CENP-A containing chromatin assembly; mitotic sister chromatid segregation
Cellular component (GO): kinetochore; inner kinetochore
Source: RefSeq, a predicted model, not a curated record